AUGGAGAAAAGUGUUUCGAAAAAACUUUGUGGUGCGGCAAAUAGAAAGAAAAAAGCUGAAAAGGAAUCGGAAAUAAAAAAGCUGUCACACAAUCUUGACAAAUUUUUGUUGCCCAAUAAUAAAAGUGAAGAUUCGAAUGCUACAGAACAUCAACAAGCAUGUUUGUCUCUGUCUGAUGUAUCUACGGAUUCUGGAGACUUAAAUUCAAUUUUAAGUACAGAGAGUCGAGGAAUUCAGGAAGAAAAUAUUGAAAAGCGGUCUCGUUCUAUUGAUAAAAUAGUGGACAAACAAAUUCUUCUAGAAAAAGAUAAAUUAUGUAAUGAAGUUGAAGUAUUUACUGAUCUUGCUUACUGGACAAAGAAUCUGCAUUCUCAAAUCAUUGAUGCAGUUGUUAUUCAAGGGCCACCAGAAAUUAAGGUUAUGCAAUUCCCAGUAGAUGCUCAAAAGCGACAUUUUUCUAUGAAUCUUUGUGUCAGAAAAUUAGAUAAUGGCGAAGAAAUUAAAAGAAGUUGGCUUGUUUAUUCUGAAAGUGCUAAUAAGGUUUAUUGUUUUUGUUGUAAACUUUUUUCUGUCGAGGGUUUGUCGUCAUUGUCAACAACUGGUUUGCAAGAUUGGAAACAUAUUCACGUGCGUUUGCGAGAACAUGAGAAAUCUGUUGAUCAUAUAAAUGCGAUUAAAAACUGGUUCGAGUGUAAAUCCAAACUUACCUUGAAUCAAGGAAUAGACAAAGAACAUCAAAAAUUAUUAAACGACGAAAUUCAGCAUUGGAAACUUGUUUUAGAACGCCUCAUGAUGAUAACUAUGUAUCUUGCUCAACACAAUCUGGCUUUUCGUGGCUCAUCUGACAAACUUUAUGCAAAAAAUAAUGGAAAUUUUCUUGGAUUAGUAGAAUUACUCGGGAAGUUUGACGAUAUCAUGCGAGAACAUUUGAGAAGAAUUUCGAAGGAAGAAAUAAAAGAUCAUUAUUGCGGAAAAAAUAUUCAAAAUGAAUUAAUUGAUCUUUUGACAAAGGACGUUUUAGAAGAAAUAUUGAAAAGAUUCAAAAAUGCACGAUAUUAUUCUAUUAUUCUUGAUUGUACUCCUGAUAACAGCCAUACUGAGCAAAUGUCAUUCACUGUGAGAUUUGUGGAAAUUGACGGUAAUAAUGUCGAAAUCAAAGAGCACUUUUUGGGGUUCAAAAUUGCUCCCACAUCAACUGGCGAAGGACUUACAAAUCUUUUACUCAAAACUCUCGAGGAAAAUAAUAUAAGAAUUGAAGAUUUACGAGGACAAUGGUUCCAACAUGAAGGGAAAAAACAUGGGCGUUCAAGCUAG
This is a messenger RNA of Leptopilina boulardi, 1314 nucleotides long. RefSeq names its product zinc finger MYM-type protein 5-like. Bases 1 to 1314 code for a protein of 437 amino acids. Lineage: Eukaryota; Metazoa; Arthropoda; Insecta; Hymenoptera; Figitidae. The transcript has a single exon. The record is from RefSeq and is a predicted model, not a curated record.